AUGAGCGAACAACGGCAACUUGAGAGGACACUACAGCCAGAGUUUGAAGUACCAGAAAGUUCGAAGCUACAUGCGUUGCUUGCAGGUUGGGAUCUGGCGACCUGUAUGGCGCAGGCGUCUGCUGGCGACCCAAUCCAAAUAUAUUUGGAUCUGGAGAGUCUGAAGACUUUGAAAUCACCAGUAAAUCUUCGCCUUCACAGGCAAGAUGAAUUAUUUUCGCGCAACGAAAAGGAGAUCAAAGAAUUCGAGGACGCCAUGUCCAUACCCAAUCCAGCCCAUAGAACCCAGCACAUCCAAGAAUGGUAUCGCGCAUGUGCCAGUCGCGCAAAAAGGAGGCCAGAAAAUCAAGAUAACGCUGUUUAUGCUCUUGACAUAGACUGUCUCUGUGACAGGAUCAAAAAGGCUAAAGAAGUACGUCUUUUCGGCGGCGCCUCACUUGACUUUCUUCGCCGCCUCAUUCUCAAAGGUGUGGCUCAUAAAAUUAGGUGCCAUCUUCAGGUGGGAACGUACAACCUCUCCUCAAAUCUAUUCCCAUAUCAAUUCAACAUCGCUCUCAAUCCUGAUGCGGCUGAAUAUGUGUUUGGACAUUAUGAAGACUUUGAAGAGUUUACUGUUGUAGCAUCUCGAACAGCCCAGAGUGUCAAGUAUCGGCUCCUGAGCCUCGAUCCUAAUUUUUCCCUCCUUGGGAAGAGGAUAAUGGGGUAUAAUAUGGGUAAGACUCCUUUGGAAAUUGCAAAAGGAGAAGCAACACUGGAUUCGGAGUCAUUCCAGCAUAAGCUAGGAAUGCCAGAUCUGACCAUGAUCAUCAUUCAUCUCCGACCUGAUCUGAUUAAAUGCAGGAUCAAAUUUGUCGGAAUUCCUGAUCGAUCUGACGGAAUGAUAUACAAGCGCAAAAGGUCAGGAGUCAAGUCAUAUGAAAUGAAGGAAAAGUCAAGUCUGGAUAUGGAUUUGCCGGAUAUUUUUGCCGUCCUGGCAGCAGAGAGGAGGACUAGAGUCGCAUUUGCGCGCUUUGAACGGUACUGCUCAGGGCUACUUGGACGUUUCAUUUAG
Fusarium proliferatum ET1 is the source of this 1050-nucleotide messenger RNA. RefSeq lists its product as uncharacterized. The coding region runs from base 1 to 1050 and encodes 349 amino acids. NCBI's taxonomy places the organism in Eukaryota, Fungi, Ascomycota, Sordariomycetes, Hypocreales, Nectriaceae. The transcript has 3 exons. The record is from RefSeq and is a predicted model, not a curated record.